Molecule: messenger RNA, 5831 nt
Organism: Heterotrigona itama
Lineage: Eukaryota; Metazoa; Arthropoda; Insecta; Hymenoptera; Apidae
Source: the annotation of a GenBank genome assembly
AUGGAAGUACCUACUGUAGAAAGUUUACCGUAAGUAACAUUUGAUAUUUCCUUCAAUGAACAAAGCUUUUGCUACUUUUAUCGCCUUAUAAAAAUGCAUCUUUUUCAUAUCUUCAAUGUCACGAAUGACGAAUACGUAUCACGUGAAACGAAAGUUAUUGCAAGGAAUUAUGGUUUUUAAUAUCGGAUACGGUGUGCCGGUGUGAGAAACAAUUAGUGGAAGAUGAAAUUAAGAAGGAAACUAAGCUUCUCAAAGAGGGACUGUUAUUUUUUAAGCCGUACACGGAAGCGUCGCUUCAGAACAUUCCCAAAAAUGAUCCAUCCCCUAGAAUGUAUGAAUUAAUUAGUAAACUUGCCCCACUUCUCAAUCUAGACGCUACGAUUACGUGGGAUUUAGUGUGUAAUUUUAUCAAGUAUGAGUAUCGAAAUUGCGCGGAAACUUUCGCAUCGCAACUUAUAGAUUUUACGUCGAUGAAAGCGUUGAUCGACGACAUUUGGGAAUUUUAUUACUCUGAAAGAAUGACCUUAAUAAAGUGCCUUAAACUUAUGGUGGAGUACAAAGAUAAAGAACAUCGUUAUCAAAAGGUGUUCGCAAAUUUUUUCAAUGAUGUUCUGUUCGGGAUGCUAUUGGAAUCUAUUCAGAAGCAGAUAGAAGCAUUAAAAACGGUGAACCCGCCUACACGAUCGCAGCUAUGCACAGAAGAGUAUCUACACAGAUUGUACAAUAGUAGUCUUGUAGAAAUGCGAGAAUUACUCCAUAUAUUAACAGUCAUCGUUCAUGAUAUUCAUAUCACAGACACUAAUUUUAUGAAGUUUUACGAAAGCAUUGGAGGAGAACCAAGACGAUUAGCAAGUACAAAAAGUCACGAAGAUAAAAAAGCAAUUGCUAGAAAAAUUAAAGAAAUUCAGUAUAGUCAAACAGCUUUAUUUUUAGUAACUUUAGAUGUCAGAAAACAUUCCAAUAUGGAAGAAUGGAUACAGAGCGUGAGAAGUAGUAUGCAAGAAACUUUCGAACAAAAAUGCAUCCGCGAUAAUUCUCCACAGGACAGUCCCCUAUUUUUAUCCUGGAUGUUGGCAAACUACGCCAUUGAUCCCGAAAAUAUUGAUACAAUGAAUCGAUUCAGACCAUUUGGUAUAAAAGCUAUACAAUUGAAUGUUUUCCAUUAUUUGCAAGACUUGAUGAAUAGCGAAAUGAUCUCUGAGAAAACUCAUUAUGCUGAAAUCGUGAGGAGCAGUGUAUACAAUCUUCUCACUUUGGUAUGCGCUUUCGUUGACGAAGACAAAUUGAAUGCGCUGAAUGAUAUUUUCGGUGCCGUUGCUGCUACAGUUCGAUUCACUGAAACUGCAGCUCGAUUUUGGGAAGAACGUAACGAUGGCUUGUGGCCAGUUUAUAAAUUCGCAGCUGAACAGUUUCCAUACGAAUUUUUACCAUUGACGAAUAUUGCAAUCGGAUUAGCAAGCGCAUCAGAAUCAAGUGCCGAAAAAAUCGCAGUGGAGCUGGAUAAUCUUCAAUCUUUAACAUUGGAAGUACUGCGACAACGAGACCAUAACAAACCGUUAAGACCAUACGAACAAGAAUGCAUGAUUCACAAGAAUUCGUAUACAAUAUUGGAAGAUUCCUCCCGUGAAAAUAUACGUAUAUUAUCAAGUGACCGGGAAGUGAUGAUAUUUCGUCAAAAGGCAAGCUAUUGGGAUGCCUUGCAUCACAAAAUAGAACAACUUUUCUCUCAAGCGGGCGGCAGGUUUACAGGAACUGACGAAAUGAACAAGAAUUUGCCCGAGCACGUUUCAGAAGGUUUAAAAUUGUUAAAAACAUUAGCCGAGCACAUAGGGAUACGGCAAAGUAUGGUCAUCCCAACAGAACUAAGUUUUGAGAUUAUAAACAGAUUUUCCUACCCAGUAUUGCCCGAAGAGAAAAUGUAUAUAUAUAAAAUAGUUGCAGCUUGCAUCAGUAUCUCGUCCGAGCUCGUGCUCGAGUAUCCCGAAGAAAUUUUGUCACGAAUGCGAGCCGGUGUUUACCCAAGAUUUAAUAAUCGGUAUCAAAAGACAUUAGACUUUGCGGAAGCUGUUUCUUUUGACGGUGGUAUAAUCGCAUCAUGGUUGUCCGCUAUAGAAACGAUUGCCCAUUCUUAUCCAAUUUUAAACGCGUAUCUAGAUAUUUUAUCAAAGUAUUUAAUCCGGAAAUAUAACGAAGAAGCUCUGUACACAGUGGAAAUACCCGGUAUGGUGUUUCUACUGCAAGGUGUUUUACCAAAAUUGGAUUCCUGGUACUUCGAUUCGGACGCAGAAAGAACCGAUUUGUGGUUAAAAAGCAUGUUUUGCCUUCACAGAGCACUCGAAUCCAGCUUACCAAAAGAGGAUAUACGUAAUGAAUUACAACUUGUCGUCGCGUACAGUUUACUGUAUUUAGAACCACGACACGCCUUGCUAAAACUGAUCCGCACCGGUGAACGUACUUUGCAUAACAAAAUGAUGGCAGAAACGGACUGGAUUCGAGGAAAGGGAUUCAAAGCGAUCAAAAGUGUACAAUUAGCCUUAUCCGUAGUAAAUAGAUUACUAAUAUUCCGAAAAUCAUUGGGUCUUGAAAUAGGAGAUAGGUCACCGUUGGAAGCUGCCUUAUAUUCUUCGCCCCGUGUACCAAACGGUCUUUUAAUAGUACCUACAAUUGUGAAUUAUCUGUACGUCUGGUUUAGUCCACCCCUGCAAGCGAUGGCCGUCAGACUGCUGAAGAAGUUCGCCGAAGGAUCUUCUAUGUCGCUUUUGGUUUGCAUGGGCAUGGACGGUACCGCUAUACGAGAAACGUUUGCUUCUCGCAGAGGUCUCAUGUCGCCAACCUGUGUCGCGGAUGUUAAAGUCGCUAUCCUCGAGCUGGUUGCCGUGUGUCUAGAGAAACAACCCGGUUUGACGGAAGCUCUCUUCAAUAUUGUACAUCCGGCGGAAUGCAAACGAAUAUUUCCCCGGUCGGUGGAAGAAUUCUUUACGGAAGGAUGCAGACAAUUUUUGGUUAAAUACCUAAAUCGAAUUUAUGAAAAGAAGGACAUCGUAUGCGAUAAAUUAUACAACAGCACAAUGGCGUUGCUACGAGCGAUGUGGUAUCACAGGAACGAGAUUCUUGUCAAUUUUUUUCGAAAGCGAGAGAACUUCUGGACUCAACUGUUUGCGCCCCUUUUCAGAGAGAUAGUACCAGGUGCAAAAGGUUAUUCUCAUCUGCUAGAUAUAAUUACUUUAGAACUGUUUAAGAGUACUACGCCGGAAGAGGAUUUUACCACAAACCUGAAGAAACUUUUGGAUAAAUCGACAGAUUACUGGAAGAAACUGACGAUAUACAUUCUGAAUGAUGUACACGCCGAUAGCGAAGAAUCACAUUACGAGAAGCGAGAUCCUAAUGUUACGGAUUCAUUGUACGAAAUUAAUUUGGAAUCUUGGUAUAAUUUUAUUGUUACAUUAACCGACGAGAGGAUAGCAACGAACUAUCCUAUUAACGUAUCCCAAGCCCAAUUUAUAACGCAACUUUCUUUAGUGUCAUUACUGGAACGAGUCAAACAAUCCUGUGAUAUUUCCAGCCGAAAAAUUACGAUGCUAUUGGCGUCUUUGACCCUCCGAUGUAUCACUUCUUGGAAACAGAUGUGCGUCGAUGAUUCCAGAAUUUUCAAGUCAGGACUGACACAACUAAUGCAGGAAAUCAGUCAAGCUUAUCGCAAUUAUGGUAAGUCCCUGCGUCAAACGCUGAUUUCUUUGCUUCUUGGAUGCGUUCAAUGCGUGAAGAGCACGUUACGCGAAGACGCGACGAGUCUCGAGUAUCUUUUGUCGCACGCUUGUACAAUCGCCGGCAGCGAAUUGGAGGAACUGAAAGAUAAUGCUGUCCAACUGGAGAAACGGAAACAACAGCAGUAUUUGAUCGAACAAAAGGCAGUCGACAAGAAGACAGUGACGAUUGAUAGCGUGAGAGCGCAAAAGAACGCCGAUGAACAGAACGCGGAGACUGUCCGCGGGAUUCGGGAGAGUUUACCAGCAACCCUUGCUGUAUGCAUGGUUACCCAAUUAUUACGCUCCUACGUAGAACGAAGUUCUAUAUUGAAACAUCAACGGAAGACCAGCUGCGUGCAGCUUCGACAGAUGAUACCGGAAUUGAUGACGUGCAUCGGCAUCACAUUGCAAAAGUAUCCGUAUCUAAGAUUUAGUACUGCCGCUCUUAACUUGCUCAAUCUGAUCAUUCGUUCACCGUACACUUUGCACCCUGUCAAUGAGAACGACAUUGCGAAACUAUGGUUGAACUUGAUACCACCCGGUGACAUUGGCAACAGUAUGCUGGACUCGUUGUACAAUGAUUGCCAGAAUGGACAGUGGCGAUGCCAAGAUUGGUGGCCUUUGUACACGCUCGGUCUUGAAUUUCUAACAGGACUCGUCACUAGAGAAACACCUACCGUCUAUAUAAAAUCUGUUAUCACAUUUCUAAAUUCGCACGAAUAUCAAUUGAUGGUCGUGUCAACCUUGCUAAGACACACGGCGGAUCUUUAUGCUGCGGACUUGGUACAAUCUCUCGUCGCUCUCAUUCAUAUCAUAGCAACGCAGCCCCACAUUUGGAAUUCGAUACAGCCGAAUAUCUGCGAAACUUUGAUUAAAUGCAUGUAUCUAGCAUACGAUAAUACUGUGAACUUGUUGCUGCGACCUCGAAUCCUGAAGUUCAUUAUCGAUGGCAUUAGCGUGGAAAGUGCCGAAGAAUUGGAGUCCUGUGACAAAAGAUCACCAAGUGGUGAAUUAAAAUUGCUGGUCAACAAACUGAUCGUCAUAAACACAACCUGCGCGUUAAGUUUCGUUUAUUUUUCACCGAGGCUAAACACUCUCGUGGACACUAUAUACACACAAGACUUUUGGUACACUCCCAUGGCAGAAAUGAACUUCGGGCCACCUCAGAUGAGCAUGAGUUCAGGACCACGAUUGACUUACGGCACGAUAAUCAGUUCGACACAAUUGUUCACGCAGGCUCUACAUUCCCGAUCCCAGCCCGUGAGCAGCCCGUCUGUUUCUCUUAGCGGGCAACCGGACAAAACAAAUUCUGCUAAGAAGGAGUGGGAACACGCCGCGCCAGAAGAUCGACGAAUGCAUUCGAGCAAAGAUUUAAGAAGAAUUAUCCACGCAGCAUCCGGUUCCACUUCGAGGUCGUCUUCCAACGUAGGAAGUGAAUUUCUGGUAUAUGUUAGUGGCUUAGAUGUUACUGUACCGUUGUUAAGUAGUCCAAGACUCGUGCGAAGGCCAUACGAUCCUCUUAUUUGCGAGAAUACUAUUCUGUCAAGAGCAACAGCCUUAACAAGCGGUAGACACGUGGCGAAAGGAAUAUCCGCUGGAAACGACAGCCCUGUUGUAACAAAAUAUCAAAAAUUCAGCGACCCUUGGUUCGAAUCUAUGGACGAGAACAAUACAAGAUUCGCCCUUGAGGUAAAUCUCGUGUUGAUCUUGUGUCAAGCGCUAGAAGGUGUCAGGAGUCCAAGGAUCGCACUUCGAGAUCGUCAGCUGAUAGCACGUGAAACAGUAACUGAGUUGGGAGUUUUCUUCGAUUUUCUUGAACAUCGUGGUACUCCCGACGAUUGGCAAGUCAAAGGAUCGUUAAUUAAUCCUGAUGCCAAAAGCGUAAGAACCAUUCAACAAACUGUUGACUUCAAUCAAACUAUCCUGCCGGCCAGAUUAAAGGAAGCAAAAAGAAACAAACUUGAAGAGAACAUAUUUACUACAGGGAAAUUUACAACCAAUAUCAGUAGCAUACAAUUUUUACCUCUGAUGAGAAAAUUAUUGAAAACAGUGGUGGAAUCUUUAGAUUUAGCACAAUAUCGAUAA